AUGACUCAACAAUUUUGGUCAGCACAAUAUGCCAGUGCAAACACGGCGACUAGUUCUUUUGCGACAAAGUACAUGGCCGAUGUUCCGGAUGUUGACGUCAAAAUGCAAGCACGCAAUGGGAGCUACAAACAUGGAAGUAAUAUACUCGAAUGAACCACAGGAGUAAUGAAAAAGCAAAUGAGAAAAUGAGCAGAUAGAUAAAUUGAUAAGCUUUCUACUUUUAACCUCGCGCAGCCUUUCCUUUGCUACUUUUCACAAAAACCACAUGCAUGCUCUCUUUUGAUAUAUGUAUCCUCAAUUUUCUUUUCAAGUUUCCUCUCAACAGUUACAGAGGGCUGCCUGCAUGCAAUGAAAUCAUUAUAAAUAAAAUCUACUUUUUUAGUUUUUUUGAGGGGGCUUUUCAACAUUAGUCUUUCUUUUUCCAUUGUUUGGUUUUGUUUUUUGUUCUUCUGUUUCUUUUUGUUUUGAUUUUGAAUGAUUGUUUGUCUGUUUUCUCAAGUUCUCGAGACUUGAGGGUAAACGAGACAGCCAAUGGACCGUACAAAUUUUUAUUACAUUUUGGUGUUGUGUUGUACGUCUCCCAUGAUCUGUGAGAUUAUCAGCCAACGGUGUGGAGCCGACAUUCACUCCACCAAUCAAAUGAUGCCUAAAGGACACACCUUUAAUAGGUUAAAAUUCACCCAGCCUCGUUCGAUUGCAGACAAGCCUGCCCCUGUCAAAGAUAUCAAAGGUCAAAGCUCAGACGUGAUCAUAUCUAAAAGCAUCUGUUAGCUGAAUAACAGAACUAAGGAGGCCAAACCAGAAGACUUUAUUAAAGAAAAGGGCAGAUGUUAUAUGCAGAAAGGUCCAGGAAGAGGUAAAAUAAUGAAAGAUCCACAAUAUUUAACUUUUCUGCUUUAGAGGCUUCCUGUUUUCCGUGUAUGAGAUACUAAUCAACUUUUAAUGUGUCUAAUGACUUAAUAGCAAUCACCAGUGAUUCUAGUUCCUGUCGGCUCUAUGCCGGAGCUGCCUGCUGAUUCUUGUAAAGAGUUAA
Molecule: messenger RNA, 1033 nt
Organism: Pocillopora meandrina
Lineage: Eukaryota; Metazoa; Cnidaria; Anthozoa; Scleractinia; Pocilloporidae
Source: the annotation of a GenBank genome assembly